Messenger RNA from Astyanax mexicanus (Mexican tetra), 2207 nucleotides. RefSeq lists its product as uncharacterized. NCBI's taxonomy places the organism in Eukaryota, Metazoa, Chordata, Actinopteri, Characiformes, Acestrorhamphidae. Bases 125 to 1336 code for a protein of 403 amino acids. The record is from RefSeq and is a predicted model, not a curated record. The transcript is spliced from 5 exons.
AACACGCCCCCCUGCUCGCGAGGAAACAGCUGGAGAUCCGUGUUUUUGCUCCGGCUCGGAUCCCCGGACCCCCGCAGUAACCCUGGCCGCGCCCGCCGCCCCGCGCGCCCCGCUGCGGGAGGGCAUGGUGCGCUGUAUCGUGCCCGGCUGCAGCAGCUCCUGCGUGUCCGCGCGCUUCCACUGCUUCCCGCUGUACGACCGCGCGCUGUGUCGCAGUUGGCUGCGCGCGGUGCGGAGCCCGCGGUUCGGCGCGGACACGGAGCCGAGGGCGGUGGGCCAGCAGCGGCUGAAGGUCUGCAGCGAGCACUUCACCGCGGCGGAUUACAGCGGCAGCUACCUGAAGCAGGACGCCGUGCCCAGCGUCUUCCCCUGGACCGGGAUCCGGGCGGAGAUGCUCAGCCAGCCGGCGGAGGAGCAGCAGGAGCGGGAGGAGAGGGAGGAGGAGGAAACGUCUGACAAAGAAGAAAGUACAGGCCCGGUCCCUACCUGCUCUCAAAUAAAGGAGGAUCCAGCUCAGCAUGAAGUUAAGAUUCCUGAACCUACAGAAGACAUCAGCUUCUUUAAAAGUAGUGAGGUGCUGGUGAACACCCGCUGUUUGCUGGAGCUCUUUAAGUGCUGCUCGGUCUGUAUGGUGGAGUGCUGCGUCACCGUUGAGGGCACUGCCAAGCUGUUCGCGGUUAUCCAGGACUGCGAGAGCUGUGGGCACCACAGAGAGUGGAGGAGUCACCCCACCCCGACUGAAGAACCUGCGGAGACUUUCAGUACAGAACACACUACACACGAAGACCACGAGAAGCACUUUCCUGAAGAACACAUAGACCACAAAGAGGCCUUAGAUUUGUAUACUGCCUCGUUCCCAUUGGUAGAACUCGCACCAGGGCUUGAGGAGGAGGAGGAUAUCAAGACUGUGUUGGUGGUUCCUCAGCCGACUCGCCAGAGGACUAAAGAGGUGUCGAUGGAUAGAAAACGAACCAUAGUGACCCUGAGGAACGAGAAGAAGUCAAUCAGAGAAAUCGGUAAAAUAUUAGGCGUGUCCAAAUCUACUGUUGCGUACGUCCUGCGGAAGAACGCGAGCACUGGGGACAUAAGUAAUAGGAAACGCACCGGAAGACCGAAAAAGACGACUGACGCUGACGACCAAAUAAUCCUUUCUAUAAUGAUGAAAAAUCCACAAACGCCUAUCCAGCAGAUCCGGGACACUCUCAAGGAGGUAGGCAGGGAAGUGUCGAUGACGACCAUCCGCAGAAAACUGCAAAUGCUCAACCACAAGAUUGAAAGUGCAUUUUUAAAGAAUGUUCAGAUGGCGGAGAAGCUUGCAUCUUCUUCACCAAAUUAGACAUAAUUAGAGUCAUAAUUACGGCUCUGUUAUAUGGUUACAUUGAAGAAAAUCCUUGUGUCUUUUGCCAACAAACGUCUCAACAAAUGUGCAUCAAAUGCACGGGACGAGGUUUUGUCAGACAAAGGACUCAAAUAACUGAAGUAAAAGAAAUGGAAGAUGUUCAUCAACAAGUUACAAAGGAUGAUGAAGCAUCCUGUAUUAGUUUCUAGCUGAUGAAGCUCACAGUAAUUAUUUAAUGUGUUUUAGAGGACAGUAGUUCAUAUGUUUUAAUGUUACGAGGCCUUUUUGGACAUUUUGGAAAUGUUUGGGGAAAGUUACACAUGCUGAAAAUGACAGAAACCCAAUGGAAAAAAGAAAUGAUGGACAGCAAAGAUUAUUUAUUUCACUCCUAAUGAAGUCCUUCAUUAGCCUUUUCGCCUUGUAAGUGAAGCUUGAACUUGACACUACUGAAGUUAGUGUUGCAUUUUGGAUGGUUGCUGGUGUGGAGAAAUAUGAGGUCAUUGGAGGACAAUGACCGGUUCUCUAGUGGUACUGGAGAUUCAUAAGCUAAAUAGGUAUAUAGGUAGUUAUGUACACAUGUACACACACACACACUUUACUUAAGGACACUCAACCUCAAACUGUGGACGUCUUGUGUAUCUUUCCAGCUCACACCCUAAUCAAUAUAAUGGUUGCACAAAAUAAAAGGUUAAAAAGAAACAAAACGUAAAAUAAUGAUCAUACCAGACUGUUUGUAUGACUGUGACCGAGUGCUGCAUGCUCUGUAUGUAUGUGGGAGAGGAUAGAUGCCUGUUAGCAUGUGAAUGUUUUCGAGGUGCUAGAUUUCAGCAGCAUCAAUACCUUUUGUGCCUGUAUUGCCACUGUUUUA